ACACUCCGGCCUAUCACUUGGGCAGCUAUUCCGCCAUCAAGAGCAAGGUGACUCUGCCCUGGAAACCCUUAUAUCAGGAAAUCCCAGUUUUACACAGGAGUGAAAUCAGAGAAGGAGGAGCCAUGAGAACGUUCAUUGUCGGAAUUGGUGGUGUGACAAAUGGUGGGAAAACAACACUUGCUAACAAGCUACUGAAAAUACUUCCUAAUUGCAGUGUAAUCAGCCAGGAUGACUACUUUAAGCCAGAGGCAGAAGUUGCAACAGAUGAAAGGGGAUUUAAACAGUUUGAUGUACUUGAAGCCUUGGAAAUGGAAUCUAUGAUGUCGACUAUACUUUCUUGGAUUACACAGCAUAAUGAAAUUGUGGUUGUAAGUGAGGACUCAAAUGUGCCAGAUAAAGGAGAAAACACAAUACACUUUUUAAUAGUUGAAGGUUUUCUUCUGUAUCAGUACAAGAACUUGGACAAAUUGUUUAAUAGAAGAUAUUUUCUAACUGUUCCAUAUGAGGAAUGUAAGAGACGAAGGAGCACACGGGUGUAUGAACCUCCUGAUCCUCCAGGAUAUUUUGACGGACAUGUAUGGCCCAUGUACAUAAAGCACAAGGAAGAAAUGGAUAAAGUUCAAAAGGAAAUAGUUUUCUUAGAUGGUACAGAACCAAAAGAAGAAAUUCUAUCUGUUGUUUAUUCCGAUAUUAUGAGAUGUUCAUCAGUGUACAACCUGAGGAGUUUUUAAGAGACUGAAGGUCUGUAUAAUGUAAGGAGCAAAACGCACAAGUCACGUGUAAACUUUUAUACAAGAAGGUGCAAAGUUUUCAGUUACUCUUGAAGCAAGUCAUAACAGAAUAAGAGACAAUGACACCAUCAGUGUGUUAACAUUAUAUAAUAUGCUAUGCAACACUAAGUAACAUGUAACCCAUGCUUUACACAAAUAGGGUUAUCAAUUACCAAUGUAUGCAAUAGUAUAAUAAAGUAUAAAUGACAAUAAAA
Molecule: messenger RNA, 985 nt
Organism: Pseudophryne corroboree (corroboree frog)
Lineage: Eukaryota; Metazoa; Chordata; Amphibia; Anura; Myobatrachidae
Gene: NMRK1
Product: nicotinamide riboside kinase 1
Exons: 9
Coding region: 123-731 (202 amino acids)
Cellular component (GO): cytoplasm
Molecular function (GO): ribosylnicotinamide kinase activity
Source: RefSeq, a predicted model, not a curated record